UCUUAUCUCCUCCAGUUUUCUCAAUCUAGUGUCCAUCAGCGUGUCCUCCCAUCUCCACUUUUUUCCCCUCUAAAACCCCAACGCCCUUCUCCAAUCCCCCUAUCCUCACAGCAAAUGGUGGUGGUGGGUACACGCGGAGGAGAGACUUCGUCCCUGUGAUGCCCUGCCAUGGCUGCCCGCGCGCUGGUCGCACCCCCUCUGCCUCCUCCCCCCCGUCUGGGCACCAUGCGGGCAACCCCGCGCGCCGCCGCCGGUCUCAGCUCAGCGCUGACCGGUCACCGGGGAAGGCACACUUUGUGUUCAGUGCAAUUGACGGAAUCCCCCAGUGGCAAUCUUCAGGUGGAAGCAAACUCGUCUCAUUCCCCAACUCAACUGAUGUCUACAGGACGUGAUGACUCAGCCAUAACAUGUAAAGGAUUCUGUACGAUAUCAUGGAGCGUUAAAGCAGAUGUUAUGGAUGGUCACAUUAUCUUCAUGACAGGUGAUCCAGUUACCCUGGGUUGUUGGGAACCUGAUAUGGCUGUUCAGUUGAAUCCUUCUGUGAAAAGUAGCAAUAAAUGGACGGCUGUAAUCAAGGUACCAUAUGGCGUGCAUUUCAAGUAUAAUUAUUUUGUUCGAGAGGGAAAAAAUUCCUCUAAUGACAUCGUAUGGAGGCCUGGACCUGAGUGCUCCUUAUCGAUACCUUCUGUUAGCCAGAAAAAUCAUGUCAUCCUUGUAAAAGAUCAGUGGAUGGAAACCAGUGUGGCAGGUAUUUCCUCUCCUUCCUGGGGAUCGUGGCUGAUGGAAGCUGAUUCUGUUGAAGAUCAAAUUGCUGAGAGAGGGAAGCAUGAGAGCAUUGUGAAAGCCCACUCUGUUAUAGAUAUGGUGGACGGAGCUUCAUCUGUAGUUGAUUGGCAGGUGAGCAUAUUAUAAUGAGACUUUGGAAUGGCACACCUUUAGCUUCAGUCAGUCCAUCCAUCAGUGUGCAUGAUGAUUUUGCUGCAGCUGAUAAAUCAAAUGCAAUUAAAGUAAGUGUAAACCAGCAUGAGAUAAAUCAGCCUGUUGAGGAGCCAUGGGUUUUUGGACCUAUCGUCUCAGCAAAGAACUCUGUUGCACAAGUGAAACGCAAGAAAGACAGAAGGAAGUUUUUGAAUACGGAAAAGGAUUCAGGUGAAAUAACUGAAAACAUGCCUGAACAGGACCAGCCUGUGGAGGAGCCAUGGUUAUUUCAGUCUUGGGUGACAGCAAACAGAGCUGGUGUUAUAUCAAAACGGAAAGUAGAAGCAAAGGGUAUUAUGAAAAGGUUAAAAGAAUUUGAUAAACCCUCAGCAGCUUCUGAGAAGGAUAUGCUCGCCAGUGGUGAACCGCCAAGAGUCAUAUUAAUUAACUCCUCUAUCUGCAGUACACAGAGAAUUGCAGUAUUGGAAGAUGGGAAAUUAGUUGAACUCUUGCUGGAGCCCAUAAAAAACAAUGUACAUUGUGACAGUAUUUAUUUAGGUAUAAUAACAAAACUUGUGCCUCACAUGGGAGGUGCUUUUGUCGACAUUGGAAUUUUGAGACCUUCACUUAUGAGCAUAAAGCAAAACCGUGAUCCAUUUGUGUAUCCUCAAAUUGUCAAGGAUAUUAAAGGAGGUUCUGCUAAUGAUUCUGGUUAUAAUGAUGAGAGCCUUCUGACAUACGAUGAUGAUGAUGAUGUUGAUGAUGAUAUGGCUGACAACGAGUUUGCAGAUGAAGAAAAUGACGAUGAUUCAUCAACAUUUCUGGCUCAGAAUGUUAAGGAAAAUGAAGAAGGCUUGGACAUUGUGUCCCAUUCUAAUAUAAAGAAGAUUGAUGGUGCUGAAUUUGAAAAUGUCUCUGGUUGGGAUGAUGAAAUUGAUGAUCAUGUGGAAGAUGAAUACAAUGAUGAUCACUCACCAGGAGAUCGGUCAGAGAUCUGCAAUGAUAUUAAGACAUUAUCUUCCAUUCAGCAUGCUUUGAGGGAAUCUAACGAUGAUACAAAUGGAUGUAGGUGGUCUCAAGUUCGCAAGGGCACAAAGAUCAUGGUUCAAGUUGUCAAGGAGGGAUUGGGCACGAAAGGUCCAACACUGAGUCCCUUUCCAUGCUUAAGAAGCCGAUUUUGGAUAUUGGUCUCUCGUGGCAACAAAGUUGGAGUUUCAAAAAAGAUUACUGGGAUAGAACGCACCCGGUUGAAGGGCAUUACAAAGUUAUUACGACCUCCUGGAUUUACUCUGACGGCUCGUACAGUUGCCGCUGGCCAUUCUUGGGAGGAGUUAAACAAGGACCUUGAUCGGUUGUUAUCUACCUGGAAAGGAAUAACUGAACAUGCUCAAUCUGCUGCCCUAGCUGCCGAGGAGGGUGUGGAAGGUGCUAUUCCUGUUAUGUUGUAUAGAUCAAAGGGCCAGGCUCUAUCUAUUGUUCAAGAUGAUUUUAAUGAGAAGGUCAAGAGGUUGGUUGUGGAUUCUCCUCGCACCUACCAUGAGGUUACGGGCUAUCUCCAAGAGGUUGCACCUGAGCUCUGCAAUCGAGUCGACCUCUACGAGAAAAGAACUCCCAUAUUCGAUGAAUAUAAGAUUGAAAAGGAGAUCGACAAUAUUCUCUGCAAAAGGGUUGUGCUACAGAAUGGGGGUUCUUUAAUUAUAGAACAGACUGAAGCUCUAGUUUCCAUUGAUGUGAAUGGUGGCCACAGUAUGUUUGGUCAAGGGACGUCGCAGGAGAAGGCUAUUUUAGAUGUCAAUCUUGAAGCUGCAAAGCAAAUUGCUCGCGAGCUGCGCUUGAGGGAUAUUGGUGGCAUCAUUGUUGUUGAUUUUAUCGACAUGACGGACGAUUCAAACAAAAGAUUAGUCUAUGAAGAAAUGAAGAAAGCAGUAGAAAAGGACCGCUCAACCGUUGGUGUUUCAGAAUUGUCAAAGCUAGGUUUGAUGGAAAUAACUAGAAAAAGGGUUCGACCAAGUGUUACUUUCAUGAUCAGCGAGCCUUGUCCAUGUUGCCAUGGUAUUGGUCGUGUUGAAGCUCUUGAUACGUCCUUUUCUAAGAUAGAACGUGAAAUCUGUCGACGCCUGGCCGUCUCUGGUCAUAAAUCAGAUCCAGAGAAACCAAAAUCGUGGCCAAGAUUUUUGCUUAGGGUGGACCAUGAGAUGUGCACGUACUUGACAUCAGGCAAAAGGACUAAAUUAGGGAUCCUUAGUAGCUCCCUCAAAGUUUGGGUUUUGUUGAAGAUUGCUCGAGGUUUUACACGGGGUGCAUUUGAAUUGCUACCAUAUUCUGAUCAGAAGGACACAGAUGAGCAGAAGGAAUUAUCACCAGAGUCACCACUUCCAAGGGAAGCAGGAAGACCGAGACUGUCUGUUUUUCCUAUAAAGAAAUGGAUGAGCCGUGCAAAGCGAGCCAAGUGAAUAUCUUGCAAAGAUGAGACGAACUUUUUUUUCAAAGAGCUGAACUGAAUCCCAGAUUGACAAGGGGUGAUUUUCCGAGGGCUUUGCUGUGUUCCAACGGUGAUCCCAACAGCGGAUAUUCAUGUUUGCCUGGCUAAAGUUUGGACAACUGUCCUUGAUUUUGUAGUUGCCACUCAGUGAAGUUUAACGUGAAAUGUGGGAAGAUUGUAGGACGCAAUGAAAUUAGAUUGUGUGAAAGCUGUGGGGGCAGAGCAUAGUUACGUAGUUGUUGUAUCGCCCUAGUCAGAUUUUUUGUUUAUUUAUUCAAUCAUUGUUAAACGGUAAUGAUAACUCCCGAACGUUUAGGAGUUAAGCAUGGCAACCCGAACGGGUUUAGAUGGCAAGUUAGUUUGCGUGAGAUUAAGAAAACUUGGCAAUUUUUUGACAAAAAGAAAGGAUGAAGUUGCCAUCUCCUAUCAACUAAAAUUGCCCUAUCAACUAAAGUUGCCAUCCUUUAUGAACUAAAGUUGUCAUGUAUAAACUGUCAUGUAAAAAUGUUCGGGACGAAAUGCUCAAAAUCCGAACCGUUCGGGAGUUAUUGAAUUCCUUGUUAAAACAUGAAAUGAUAGUAUUCGGAACAAAGAUUGUAUUGAA
Messenger RNA from Triticum aestivum (bread wheat), 4004 nucleotides. Its product is annotated as ribonuclease E/G-like protein, chloroplastic. Lineage: Eukaryota; Viridiplantae; Streptophyta; Magnoliopsida; Poales; Poaceae. Bases 912 to 3371 code for a protein of 819 amino acids. The transcript has 14 exons. Gene Ontology annotation, biological process: rRNA processing. Gene Ontology annotation, molecular function: starch binding; RNA binding; RNA nuclease activity. The record is from RefSeq and is a predicted model, not a curated record. Gene Ontology annotation, cellular component: cytoplasm.